UUUUGUGGGCGGAGACAGCUGGAGACUCGUACUGCGCAUGUGCAGUGCAGGUCUGUACGCCGUCCAUUGUCCCACGCCUUUGUCGGCUUUCAUCCGGUUUUAUUAGCGAUUAUUGAAUAAGACGUAUUCCACGCGGGAUUUCAGCCAUUUUACAGAACCGGCCAUGACGUCACGUGCAGGCCCAAGAGCUGUCAGGACUGAUGGGAGUGACUUCAAGCACAGAGAAAAAGUGGCUCCUCAUUAUCAGAUGAGUGCAUCUUUAAAGUCUGAGAUCAAGAAGCUCACCGUUGUGCAUCUGUUAAUAUGGUUAUUAAUAGCCUCCCAAGUGGUAGUCACCCACUUCAAGCUGUUUUCCUCUGACGUUGUGGCCAUGCCCUAUCAGUGGGAGUACCCAUAUCUCCUCAGCCUUCUGCCCUCGCUGCUCUCUGGCAUGGCCAUGCCCAAGAACAAUAUCAGCUACCUGGUGAUCUCCAUGAUCAGCGCAGGCCUAUUUUCUGUUGCUCCGCUAAUCUUCGGUGCCAUGGAGAUGUUCCCGGUUGCGCAGCAGCUCUACCGGCACGGCAAGGCUUACCGAUUUAUCUUUGGCUUCUCUGCGGUGUCAGUGAUGUACCUGCUGAUGGUGAUCGCCAUUCAGGUGCACGCAGGGCAGAUUUACUACAGCAAGAAGCUCCUGGAUGCCUGGUUUGACUCGACACAGGAAAAGAAGAAAAAAUAAAGAGACUAUUGAUGAAGAACUGUUCACGCAUGUUGUACAUUACUCACAGUUUUGAGAUGCAUAGAAUUAUCAAUAAUCUAAGAUGAAAUGGACAUACAGAAUAUACCACUGGGCUCUGGUUUAUUUAUAUUUACAGGUUACUCUUUAUAUUGUGGCUACCAUCUAAUUUAUUUUUAUUUUUAUCUGACACGACAUUACCCUUCGAUAGGGUGAAGCUUCUAAGACAGUCAACUGUAUUGUAAUUUAUGUACAGGUACACAUUGUUUUACUGCUUCACCAGUCUUCAGUGCUCUCACAUUAAAAGUGCUUUUAAUGGUCA
Silurus meridionalis is the source of this 1034-nucleotide messenger RNA. It is a transcript of the gene jagn1a, whose product is annotated as jagunal homolog 1a. Gene Ontology annotation, cellular component: endoplasmic reticulum membrane. The transcript has 3 exons. Gene Ontology annotation, biological process: vesicle-mediated transport; endoplasmic reticulum organization; granulocyte colony-stimulating factor signaling pathway. Bases 164 to 715 code for a protein of 183 amino acids. Lineage: Eukaryota; Metazoa; Chordata; Actinopteri; Siluriformes; Siluridae. The record is from RefSeq and is a predicted model, not a curated record.